AUGAGGCCCAUCCCAUCUCCUUCUAGAUUGCUCGGGAGGAUUCGUCGACAUGACGGCAUGGGGAAGCCCUGGCCGCGAAAAAGCGGGCCCGCCGAGAUGCUCCUGAAUGAUCCACGUCGCGCGCUGGAUAUGGAUAAAAGCAAAUCUCGAGCAGCACUUGGCAACGUGAAGGGCGACCCAUCACAUUCUACAGCCGCAGGCAUGGUAAUCGUCAUUUCGGCUGCCAACGAAGCAUACAGCUGA
Messenger RNA from Pseudocercospora fijiensis CIRAD86, 243 nucleotides. RefSeq lists its product as uncharacterized. The transcript is spliced from 6 exons. Bases 1 to 243 code for a protein of 80 amino acids. The record is from RefSeq and is a predicted model, not a curated record. Lineage: Eukaryota; Fungi; Ascomycota; Dothideomycetes; Mycosphaerellales; Mycosphaerellaceae.